Molecule: messenger RNA, 432 nt
Organism: Salvia hispanica
Lineage: Eukaryota; Viridiplantae; Streptophyta; Magnoliopsida; Lamiales; Lamiaceae
Source: RefSeq, a predicted model, not a curated record
AUGGCGAUGGAACAGACAUAUACUCUUGAGGUUGAGCCGGUAGCGAUUUUACGUUGGCCAGUGAGCGCAGAGGAGUUAGAGGAGUACGCGACGAUGAUGUACGGUUGGGAUGAAGCAGCGGCGCAUGAUGGAUUUACUCUUAAGGUCUUGCACUUUCAAGGCUACGACGUCGUGGUCAGGCUCUGGUCGCCUCAAUCUGACGGCCAUGUGGAUUCGCCCCAAGACGACAUUCUCUCCUGUUUCAAGACACGUCGCUGCGACGAUACGGAUCAAGAUGAAGAAGAAGUUUGUUGCAUAUGUCUAGACGAUAUGUACCGUGGAUCGGUGACUACAUUGGAUUGCAGCCACGAAUUUCAUCCCGACUGCAUACGGCGAUGGCUCGUCUGCGGCGAGAACUUCUGCCCCCUCUGUAAAGCUCCGGCGAUUAAGUGA